Molecule: messenger RNA, 963 nt
Organism: Podospora anserina S mat+
Lineage: Eukaryota; Fungi; Ascomycota; Sordariomycetes; Sordariales; Podosporaceae
Exons: 2
Coding region: 1-963 (320 amino acids)
Molecular function (GO): acyltransferase activity, transferring groups other than amino-acyl groups
Source: RefSeq, a predicted model, not a curated record
AUGGAUUUCCCUCCGCUGGGCCACCUGCGUAUCGCAAGCCCCGACGAUGUUCCUCGCAUUAGCGUCGUGGCAACUGCCGCUUUUCGAUACUCUCCUCUGUUCGAGUGGGAACGUCCCAAUCAUGCAAAGUACCCCGAAGACACACUCGAGUCGUACCGCGCCCAAUUCCUGGAUGCCAUCCAGAGCGACGAUCAUAUAGUCUUAGUCCGGGAGGACGCUUACUUGCGCGAUGAAAACAACAAGACAGCUGCCAUCAUACCGGACAACACCGGUUGGACUGCUCCCAAGGCUGGUGAACGGGUCAUUGUCGGUGUUAUUUCCAUUAAACUCGACCCAGGCUCUCCUCAUGUUGGUAAAUUGAAAAGCAAUAAUGGUAACGUCACUGCUUUUAUUGCAUUCAUUGCCUCUUUAACUCCUCCUAUCUCAAAAUCUCAACAGGAAUUUUCGUCUAUGGUUACAAAUCACUGUCGUUAUCUCGCAACUCCACAUAGCCUGAAUCGAGACUUAAACCAACGCCACUAUGACGAGUGGGGCCUUCUCUCUGCUACCGCCAAAAGGAAAAACAGAGUCCACAGACACUCCACCAUCAGCAUGAUAGUCGUUCACCCGGCAUACUGGAGACGUGGCCACGGCACUCAGCUGGCAACAUGGGCUAGAGACCUCUCAAGAAUGGACAGGAUCCCUCAGUGUGUCAGCGCUGCGCCCAUGUCCCAGUGUCUGUUCAUGUCUCUGGGAUUCCGGGAGAUCGACGCAAUUGUGGCUGAAGGAGAUAAGGAUGACCCUAGAGGAGUCAAAACACUGUUGCUGGAGUUCGGACGCGAAUACCGCGGCGAGCCUUACCAACAUAUGAUUCUUCGUUGGAUUGUCAAGGUUACAAAGGACUCACUGGUGGGGCUGGUGAGGUGGACACAGCGUACGUUGAAUAGGAUGCAGGUCCAGGGGAAUGAGAAAGGGGUUUGGUGA